CGCGAGGAGCAGGUUUAGUAACAGUGCCUUGUCUUAAAGCAACAACCAAGGUUGAGUGAGGUUGGAAGCAGGGAGCAGCAGGACUUAAGGCCUGGAUUUGGCGGCCCGAAGGAAGGAGCAGCGUGGCAUCCCUCUCCUCCUCUCAUGUCCCCUCCCUGUGUGUCCUUGCAUGUCAGUGCCCCCUCGUCAUCCCCCCUGUGUCUCACCCCGCCAGCCCUCUGUGUUCCUCCCCCUCAUGCUUGGGACAGACUGGACUCACUGUCAGACCAAUGACUGCUUGGAUUAUACUGCCUGUCAGCCUGGCUGCCUUCUCUAUCACUGGAAUAUGGAUAGUAUAUGCUAUGGCUGUGAUGAACCACCAUGUUUGUCCUGUCGAAAACUGGUCCUACAAUGUAACAUGCACAGAGGAAACAGCCAAGCCGGGCUUCCCAAAAAUGUGUUGCACCAUUCAAGAUAUCCCCCUCAUCAGUAAAUGUGGAUCUUACCCUCCCGAGAGCUGUCUGUUCAGUCUCAUUGGUAAUGUGGGAGCUUUCAUGGUGGUGUUAGUUUGUCUACUACGGUAUGCUCAGAUCAUCGAGCACAGGAAUCACUGCUGGCUCAACACCAGUGGACUCGUGUCUGGAUGCACCAAUGCUGUGGGUCUGGUCAUGGUGGGCAACUUCCAGGUGGACCACGCUAAAACACUUCACUAUGUAGGUGCGGGCGCUGCCUUCCCAGCAGGGAUUCUCUUCGUGUGUUUGCAGUGUUUGCUGACCUACCGGGUGGCUGUCACCGCUCUGGAUUACUGGAUGGCUCACGUGCGUGUGGCUCUGGCUACCGGUGCUCUCAUCGCACUGGUUCUCAGUGGGAUAUUUUUCAUUCACGAGAGCUUCGUUUUACAACACGCAGCAGCUAUCUGUGAGUGGGUCUUCACUGUAGUCAUCCUCGUGUUCUACGGGACUUUCACCUACGAGUUCGGCACCGUCACGACCGAGACUAUGUUGGCUGGCCUCCAGCGGAACCUCACACACGGGCCCGGUGUCAUGAUCGGAGAUGACGUUCAAGUAGACACCCUGGGAGGUGCCUCCACAAAGGGGUUGAAAUCUCCAGGAGGAAGCAGCACUUCCACCCAUCUGAACUGCACUCCUGAGAACAUCGCAAUGCUUUAAACAUCAGCACACACAAAGUCACAUACUGCCAGGUGGGAAGCCUCACGAUGGUUGCACCCUACGUUUAAGGAACCGUCCAGUCUAAGUCGAGGCAGGUUAAGAGUUGAUUGGGUUUACACGUGUGACUGUUGAAUACUACCAUUUCAGAUUUUAAGUUUCGUCUUAUACAUUUGCCUUUUCCGUCCUGUUUUGCCUUGCGAGAAGCUUUUGUUGGGUUGUUCGUGGAUGAGGAGGAUAAAGAGCACUCCACUUUAAGGUUGUCGUUAGCACAGAUCGAGUGGUGUGUGAGGUUGCUGUUUCUUGAACUAUUGCACUGGGCAAUGGGGUAAAUUUUUACUGUCACGUUUGCACAAAUGUUUCAGGGGUAUCUCUUUAGUGCUUGCUACUGUUUGCCCACCCUUACUAUUGCAAAUGGAUGAUUUGCACGUAACACAAUGAAUGAACUUGUAGUUUUAAGUUCUUUUCACUUUUAUUUGGAAUUGCAGACUAUCAGGAUCCAAGCAUUAUAUCAUUUUUGAAACGUGAAUGUCUAAGAUACGGAUCGAACUAUAGCCUUUGAGCACCUAUUAUUUUAAAAAUUAGUAGAAAAAUACAUUUUAAUUGAAAUCUAAUUUAUACAAUUAAGUAGUAUUCACCCAUUUUUGUAAUAGUGGCCUUUUUAAUGAUGCAGUUGGUAAGAUAAAUGUUUCGUCAUGCUGGCUUGCUUCAGUAUGGAAGCCCGUUUCCAACCCAAAUUUAAAAAAAAGGGUUAUUGCGAUUUUUUUUUUUUUUUUUUUUUUUUUUUUUUUUUUUUUUUCUUCUCCUCACAAUCUUUUUUUCUCAAUUGUGAGAUAUAAAGUCAGAAUUGCAUCAGAUAUCUCGCAGCUAUUAGAAAAAAAGUCUUAUUUGCAAGUUUAAAUCUCGCAAUUCUGGCUUUAUAACUUGCGAUUUAUGAGUUUAUGUCACAGUUCUGACUUUUUAACUCUCAAUUGCGAGUUUAUAUCAGUUCUUAGAAAAGAGUUUCUUGUAUUUCUGACUUUAGAACUUGCCAAAAAAAAGUCCGAUUUGUAAGUUUGUUUUGCAAUUCUGACUUUGUAACUUGCAAUUACAAGUUUAUAUCACACAGUUCUGAGAAAAAAAGUCAGAUUUGCGAGUUUAUAUCUCGCAAUUCUGACUUUAUAACUUGCAAAUACACAACUGCGUUUAGUUUUUCCACAAUUCUUAGAAAAAAAAUCAAUUGCGAGUUUCUUGCAAUUCUGAGGAAAGUCAGAUUUGCAAGUUUAUAUCUCGUAUUUCUGAUUAUAACUUGCAAUUACGAGUUUGUCACAAUUUUGACUUUAUAGCUCACAAUUGCAAGUUUAUAUCAUAAUUUUUAUUAUUAUUAUUUAUUUUUUUUGUUUUAGAAAUUAAGAAUUUUUUGUGAUUGUGAUUUUCUCACAAUUAUGACUAUAACUUGCAAUUGCAAGUAACAUGCAAUUCUGAGGAAAAAAAAAGUCAGAUUUGCGAGUUUGUAUCAUGCAAUUGUGAGAAAAAAAGUCCGAAUUGUGAGAUAAAUAGUCGCAAUUACCUUUAUUUUUUAUUCAGUGGUGGAAACAGGCUUCCAUACUUCUGUCCUGUUUCAUUCUUGUUUAUAUUUUUGGCCGAGGUGGGUUUUGUUUAUCGUUUUGAGCAGGAGAAAGUGAUGUAAGGUGACACCAGCUUUAACCUUGCCUUCCUGGUCAGUUGCUAAGUUGUACAAGAAGUAUUCACAUUGACUGUACCUGUACCUUUUAUAUAUAUUUUUUAAAAUCGUUUAUUUUUUUUUAUUUUUUUUAUGGGCCGUAAAAAAACACUCCAAAAAUGCCACAACCAUUCAACAUUUUACAUUGUGAUUUUUUUACUUACAUAUCUUUGAUUGUGUAGAUUUGUGAAUCAUAGGGACAUAAAUCAAACUGGUGUGAAAAGUGGUAUUUUUUACAUACUCAGCACAUCAGUUUUUGUUUUUCUCUGUUGCCAAAGGAUGCAUUUCAUUUUGCUAAACAUGUACUGUAUGCCUUUGAUUCAUCAGUUUUCUUUGUUUUGUUUUUUUUUUGUGUAGCAAGACACAUAGCCACUAAGAAAAUGACAGUACCGCAAUAUUAACAAAUUCUGAAACGAUUAUUUGAAUGAAACUGAUUGGUCUCCAGGCUGGAACCUAGGAAACCGCAUUUAAACUUUAUGAGUGUUGAGUGGUUAAGGUGGCCUUAAUGUUGCUGUAGUAUUUAUAUGAUGUUUCUAAUUCAGGCUGUCAGUUAAAUGGUCCAUAUUUAACUUGCUUUACCAUUUACAUUUCACACAGAAAUGUGCCAGUUGUUGUCUCUGUUUUCUGCCCUUCAAUGGGACAGUUACGUUUCAUGCCAAUGAUAAGACUGUAAAUUUAGAUGGGGUCUCUAGGCAUCAUACAUGUUUAUCUCUGUUGACUCCUCUAUUAUUAGAGAGCUAUUUGAAAUAUUGUUUCCUCUUCUCAUGCAAAGGAAUAUUCACAGGGCUGCACUGCACAACAGAAACCAUCCGUUUAUUUUUUUAUUGCUACCUCCACAAUUUAUUAGCGUCUCUUUACAAAACAUAUUCUUUUGCAUAGCGAGUCAAACUCAACGGGUCAAACAAAUACAAAAGGGCAUCUUGGGUAAUAUAAAGCAUGUGCAUAUGAACAUAAAGUCAUGUUGAUGUCAUUUCUUAUUAAUUGCCUUUUUUGCCAUAUCCCAGCAACAUUCGGUAUGAAUGACAUAAUAUAGUGCAUAUUAUAUUAUCUGAAUAAUAGAUCAGUCAUUCAUAGGUCACCUAAGAACAAAAGUUUGGGCAAGGAUUGUUUAUUGAUUAUUUCUUAGUUAUGUUACAGUUUGGAAAACUGUCAUAUAUUUUCAUUUAAUUUUGUUGCCAACUUUUGCAAUGUAUUUGUGCUUGUAAGACAAUGUUGUGAGAGCCUACACAUAUUGUGUCCUUAUAUACAAGAUUGAGGAUCCCCACACUUUGAAAACAGGACUAUCUGAAUCUCUUCACAUGAAAAUGAUUCAAAUAUAAUGUGUUUUUGGUUGAUGAUGUUUCUUUCUUGAUGUUACAUGACUUUCAGCUGUUGUCUGGAUAGAAGUUAUUUUUCUGAUGCCUUUAAAUGAUGUAAUCAAAGUAUUUUUUAUCAACACAUCACGUCUGUUAAGAACACAGCAAAGACGUGAGGUUCACACUCCAAAAUCAAAAUAAAAACAAUGCAGAGAAUAUUUUUAUUUUAUAAAUUACUUAUGUAAAUAAGUAAGAUUUAUGUAUAAUUUCAAUGAUUUUCUUUGACAAGAGAUUUAUAUUGAACUACCAAAACAUUGGAUGGAAAAUAAACAAGUGUAUCUGUA
This is a messenger RNA of Labeo rohita (rohu), 4486 nucleotides long. It is a transcript of the gene tmem150aa, whose product is annotated as transmembrane protein 150Aa. The record is from RefSeq and is a predicted model, not a curated record. The coding region runs from base 270 to 1148 and encodes 292 amino acids. Gene Ontology annotation, biological process: protein localization to plasma membrane. NCBI's taxonomy places the organism in Eukaryota, Metazoa, Chordata, Actinopteri, Cypriniformes, Cyprinidae. The transcript has 8 exons.